CACCAUCGACCACUUUAUACCAUGCCCUUUAUCCCCAUACCUCUAUCAAUUGAUAAGUUUUCUCUCGCCCACAAGAAUUUCAUCAGCUGGGAUCGUCCAUCAAAUUAACAACAGCGGGAUCUUUUCAUAAGAGGUUUCAUUCUUCAACUCAAUUAAUAUGUCAAUUUCCUUAAAGCCAAAACAUUCAGGUUUUCAGCAGCUCAACUUAAUCAAAACACCUUAAGCUUCCAUCUCGCCGAUUUCAUUUUUACAGUAUGUUUUAAACAACCAAUUGUUUCAUAUCUGAGAAGUUUCAACUCACCACAUGAACAAGGCAUACACAUUCAAUAUCUCAUCAAGGCAUCUGCAUAUACAAUCAUAUGUGUAUUUCACAAAGAACAGCAUGUAUACAUAUAUAAGUAGAACAUGGCUUCACUGAAAAGAAAUAGAAGUAGAAUUUGGAAGCCUUGAUUUCCCUUGUUGUCGUUUUGCUUGUGGAGUCGAGUAAUGCUUGUGUGAGUGAAUCGAGUCGGAGAGUGAAGAAGGUGACCUUGGGGUCGGGAAUUGGGGCUCGAGGAGGGAGGCGACGGAGGCCACGGCGGCCGCUGUUGCCAAGGAAUAGGGCGGUACUAGCGGUGCCGUCGAUCUGAAAGGAGGAAGGCGGAGAGGGAGACCGGUGGCACGGUCGGCGGCGGCUUUCGCUGCUGCUCGCCGGAAGCAUCUGGUUUGGGAAUUUGGGGAAAGAAGUCGGAUUUGGAGAGAGGAGUCGUUGUUGUCGUCGGAGUUUCAGAGGAUAGGUCGAGGGUGAGAGUGGUUGAGGGCGGCGGCCGUGGAAGGAGCUGCGGUCGCCGGGAAUCGAGCAGGAGAGUCAACUAGAGGUCUGGAGAAUUGAGCGGCGGUGGUCGGUUUUGCUGCUGCGGCCGCUGACUUAUGUUGUAGGCAAACGAGGGAGAAGAAGAUGGGGCGAGGGAGAGGGGCCGAUCGUCGGCUCUUCACGGAGAAGGGCGCGGCGACUGUAUACUGUUUCCGCUGGGUUCGGUGGAGUGAGGGAGGUGGGCGGCUGUGAUUGAGGUAAAGGAGAGAGGGGAGAGCCGGGAGUGUCAGCGGCUUAUCGCCGUUGCUGUCGCCGGAAAUAGAGAGGCGGCUGCCGGAAGAGAGGAAGAAGGAGAGGAUGCAGCGUGAGUUUGUGUUUAUGUGCGGCUUCGAGAGGGUUUUGGGCUACUAGGGUUGGGCCUAAUUGAGCUGGGCCGAUUUUAUUUAGAUGGGCCCGAUUUAUUUUAUUCAGUCUGGGCCAUUCCUAUUUUAUUGAGUUGGGCCUCAUCUUUUAAUUGGCUUUGUGGUCCAAGGGGAUUAGCGCUGCUUUCCCAAGACAUGUUUAUAUGUGAAUGAUCUUCAGGUUUUGCCUAUCUAGAAUGUUGAGAACUCCAUUCAGAAAGUUGUCCGGUGCAAGAGUUUUGCUGACUCGGAGAUGGCUUUCUCAAGACACAACAAGCAAACUGGAAGGCAAGGUAGCUCUAAUUACAGGGGCAGCAAGUGGUAUAGGCAAAGAAACAGCAACCAAAUUCAUCAACAAUGGUGCCAAAGUAGUGCUAGCCGACAUCCAGAAAGAUGAGGGCCACCACACGACCCUGGAGCUCGGUCAGAAUGCUGCCUUCGUUGCAUGCGACGUCACCAAAGAAUCGGACGUUUCAGACGCUGUGGACUUCACCGUGUCCAAGUUCGGCCACCUCGACAUCAUGUACAACAAUGCAGGCAUUGCCUGUCAUACCCCCCCAAGCAUAGUGGACCUUGACUUGGCCUCCUUCGACAGAGUCAUGGCGAUCAAUGUCCGGGGUGUGGUGUCUGGGAUCAAGCACGGGGCCCGUGUCAUGAUCCCGAGGGAAAGAGGGGUUAUCCUCUGCACAGCCAGUGUGACAGGCCUAAUGGGAGGACUAGCACAACACACUUACUCUGUGUCCAAGAGUGGCGUGAUAGGGAUCGUGAGAUCAGUUGCAUCGGAGCUGUGCAGGCACGGGAUUCGUGUCAACUGCAUAUCCCCGAUGGCCAUCCCGACCCCGUUUGUGAUGGACGAGAUAAAGAAGUACUACCCGGAGGUCGAUCCUCAUAGGCUGGUGAAGAUGGUGCAUGAUUUCAGUGUGCUGAAAGGAGCUGUUUGUGAGCCUGGUGACAUUGCAAAUGCUGCUGUGUUUCUUGCAUCUGAUGAUGCAAAGUUUGUUAGUGGGCAUAAUCUUGUUGUAGAUGGUGGCUUCACAUCGUUCAAGAAUAUCACUCUUCCUACACCAGAUCAGCUAUGAUGAGAAAGAGUAUACAUUUAUUUGAUGCCAACUUCUCUUUGUCUUUCACUUGUUGCCUGCUUUAUUUGGUUUGGUUAGGUUAGCAUUGGAUGUCCCCGUCACUAUUUCAAUAAAGUCGAGAACGACAGAUAAAUAUAUUUUGAAAUCUUAAAAGUCCAAAUUAUAUUA
Salvia miltiorrhiza (redroot sage) is the source of this 2441-nucleotide messenger RNA. RefSeq names its product short-chain dehydrogenase reductase 3a-like. The record is from RefSeq and is a predicted model, not a curated record. The transcript is spliced from 5 exons. Gene Ontology annotation, molecular function: oxidoreductase activity. The coding region runs from base 1365 to 2273 and encodes 302 amino acids. NCBI's taxonomy places the organism in Eukaryota, Viridiplantae, Streptophyta, Magnoliopsida, Lamiales, Lamiaceae.